Pristis pectinata (smalltooth sawfish) is the source of this 904-nucleotide messenger RNA. RefSeq names its product mucosal pentraxin-like. The coding region runs from base 111 to 842 and encodes 243 amino acids. The transcript is spliced from 4 exons. The record is from RefSeq and is a predicted model, not a curated record. Lineage: Eukaryota; Metazoa; Chordata; Chondrichthyes; Rhinopristiformes; Pristidae.
ACGCGGGACAGAGAACAGAGACUGUACACAGCGGUGCAGAGACACUCUGUGCCCGCGCAGCAUUUCAAGAAGUCUCCCCCUCGCUGUUCUGAACUCUCUCCCAGAUUUAGAUGAGUUUACAAAGACCAAAAGACACAGGAAAUGAACUAGACCAUUCGUCCCAUCGGGAAGAAGGCGAGAUGUACAGACUGAUCACCACCCUCGCCCUCCUGGUGGGCGUCCACCCCACGUCAGCCGUCAGCGGAGGACUCCGGGGCAAGUCCCUCAUCUUCUCCCAGCCGUCCUCCACCUCCUACGUGAAGCUGCUGCCGCGCCGUUUCCCCGAGUUGAGGUCCUUCACUCUGUGCCUGCUCUCGGCCACGGAGUUAACACGCAACCACGCCCUGUUCUCCUACGCCACGCCCGACAACGCCAACCAGCUGCUCUUCUGGGUGCUGGAGCUCGCGGCCCAGCAGAUCCCCUUCGAGCUGCCGGACCCGGGAUCGCUACUCCGUCACCUCUGCGUCAGCUGGGAGUCGGAGACGGGACGGAUCACCCUGUGGGCAGACGGCAGGCGGAGCUUGGUGAAGACGGCCCGGCAGGGGCAGAAGGUGACGGGUGGUGGGGUGGUCAUCCUGGGUCAGGAGCAAGACCAGGUGGGGGGUGGCUUUGACGCGAAGCAGUCCUUCGUGGGCGAGCUGUCCCAGGUCAACCUGUGGGACCGGGUGCUUGGGCAGAGGGAGGUCAGUGAGAUCAACCGGGGUUGUGGGUGCCUCGGGGGAAACGUCAUCGAUUGGUCCACGGUGGCGUUCGAGAGCAGAGGGACGGUGGGGAUCAGUGAUAGUCCGGAGUGUGAGUUGUGAGGGGAGGCGUAGGGAGCAGUGGGUUGGGACUGAAUAGCUGAAUGAAGUUGAAGUGAACUGGA